Camelina sativa (false flax) is the source of this 1588-nucleotide messenger RNA. Lineage: Eukaryota; Viridiplantae; Streptophyta; Magnoliopsida; Brassicales; Brassicaceae. The record is from RefSeq and is a predicted model, not a curated record.
GAUGAUGUCAAAUUGAUGAAAGACCUAAAUAUGGACGCUUUCAGAUUUUCAAUUUCAUGGGCUAGAUUAAUACCUAGUGGAAAAGUAAAAGAUGGAGUAAACAAAAAAAGGUGUACAGUUCUAUAAGUCUCUCAUUGACGAGCUUGUUGCUAAUGGCAUUGAACCAUCGAUGACCCUAUACCAUUGGGACCAUCCUCAAGCACUCGAGGAUGAGUACGGUGGCUUUUUAAACCCUCAAAUAGUAGAAGAUUUUCGAGAUUUUGCAAGAGUAUAUUUUGAAGAAUUCGGAGACAAAGUUAAGAUGUGGACUACUAUAAACGAACCUUAUGUCAUAACUGUUGCGGGCUACGAUGCGGGUAACAAAGCGGUUGGGCGAUGCUCUAAAUGGGUGAAUAGUAAGUGUCAAGCCGGCGAUUCAGCUACAGAGCCUUACAUUGCAUCACAUCACCUUCUUCUUGCUCAUGCCGCAGCUGUCCAAGAGUUCCGAAAAUGUAACAAGACGCAAGAUGGUCAGAUUGGGAUAGUGUUAUCGCCGUUGUGGUUUGAGCCUUAUGACUCCAAUUCUCCUGCCGAUAACGAAGCUGUUAAACGAGCUCUUGCCAUCGAACUAGAUUGGCAUUUAGAUCCAGUUAUUCAUGGGGAUUAUCCAGAAUUAAUGAAGAAACACAUCGGAAACAGAUUACCUUCGUUCACUCCGGAACAGUCUAAAAUGUUGAAAAAUUCAUCAGAUUUCAUUGGAAUAAACUACUAUACUGCGCGUUACAUUGCUCAUCUUCCACACAUCGACCCUGCACGACCUCGAUUCGUAACUGAUCAACAGUUGAAAUGGACAGUCACAAAUCACACUAAUCACCAAUUCGGACCAGGGGAAGAUCGAGGCAUACUCCAAUCACAUCCAGAAGGUUUACGAAAAGUUCUUAACUACAUCAAAGAUAAAUACAAUAACCCUAUCGUCUAUAUAAAAGAGAACGGGAUCAAUGACUAUGACGACGGUACAAAAUCACGAGAGGAGAUUCUCAAUGAUACAUUUAGGAUGAGCUACCAUGAAGACCAUAUCCAACAACUCCACAAAGCUAUAAUAGAUGAUGGAUGUGACGUGAGAGGAUAUUACGUGUGGUCUUUACUAGACAAUUUCGAAUGGGAGCAUGGAUAUUCCACUAGAUUUGGUCUGUACUAUGUAGACUACGACAACGAUCUCACCCGGUAUCCCAAAAAUUCGGUUAACUGGUUCAAGCAGUUUCUCAACAAACCGGUGGUAAAGAAUGAAGAAACAGAGGAGGAAGAAGUAUGGGAUGUGUCACGUGAGGAAAGGUAUAAUAAGACUUUCGAUGAUUCAGAAGGUUUCGAGGCAUCCGUUGGUUCGAUUCUCUAUCUCAUGACGAACGUGUCAAGAAGAGAAGAAGAUGAUGAGAGAGAUCGAUGCGCUCUUGGAAAUCUUAAUCAUCAGUUAGGUUUCUUGUUGGGAUCAUAUAAUUCUUUGUGAUUUUAAAAUAGGUUUUGUUGAGUAGCCUUAGGAAUCAUUUAUUUUUUUAUGAGUUAUCAAAAUUGCCAAUGUAGGAAGACAAUUAUAUGGCAUGGAAAUAAAAAC